UUUAAGAUGUAGUGUAAUGGAAAUUGAUAGCAAUGAAGGUGGAAAAACAAAGGAGUUGUUUGGAGGGGCGUUUAGUUGCUUUUUACCCAGAAAUGCACAGGAUAUGAGUGUUAUUCGCGAUGUACCAGACAAUCAAGAAGUGUUUUGUCAUCAAUCCACUGACCAAAGUAUAAUGGUAGACAUUCUCGAAUUUCAAUCAAGUGUGACUGGUGAGAAUGCUGCAAGAUACCAUUUUGAAGAUUUGGCUUCGUCCAACGAUGCACAUGGUGAAAACGAGGUUCUUCACAUCGAGGCACUUUCUAAGGAUGAUAUAACUCUGGAUUCAUGUCAAGAUGCUUGGCUUUUAUCUGGUAGACAGAUGGUAUCAAAGUUCAACGAGACGAAGAACGCUAAAAAUUUGGUGCACAUCCAUAUGGUUUUAUAUCGCUUGCCGCAAUAUGUUACUGAUAUCGUCGUCAUUAUGAAUAUUCCAGUGGCUAUUAGCGUAGGUAGCAGUAGCAGCGCUUCGUCUUCACCUAAUGGUCCAGAUGCAUGGAGCGUGAACACGUUUAGGAAAAUAGCCUGCUCUUUACAGUUGAACGACCCAAGUAUAUUCGGUGAAACUUAAUGUACAAGGAAUUAAUUCCACAGAUAGAUAAGCUAUCUUAGCUAUAUUUUUUCACAGCUAUUUUUUGUGUGAAAUAUACUUUUCCUCUAA
Molecule: messenger RNA, 697 nt
Organism: Hydractinia symbiolongicarpus
Lineage: Eukaryota; Metazoa; Cnidaria; Hydrozoa; Anthoathecata; Hydractiniidae
Product: ran guanine nucleotide release factor-like
Exons: 8
Coding region: 17-607 (196 amino acids)
Biological process (GO): regulation of sodium ion transmembrane transporter activity; protein import into nucleus; regulation of membrane depolarization
Cellular component (GO): nucleus
Molecular function (GO): small GTPase binding; sodium channel regulator activity; guanyl-nucleotide exchange factor activity
Source: RefSeq, a predicted model, not a curated record